AUGUUUCACACAAUGACCGUAUCCUUGCAACAUCGGCAUCGGCCCGCAGCAUCAUCACCCAUAUCAUGCUCCUCUCAUCUCACCCGUCUGCCACUUUUCGCGUCUUUUUCUCGGUCCCAAUUUCAUCAUUUUCUGAAUUCAGAUGCCGCGCUGCCACUGAGCGUCUGCGCCACCGCCUUCACAAUGGAGCUGGUCGCCGGCAAUACACAUUUUCCGCAGAUGCCAUCACGGCGAGAUAAAGAUAGCAACACCGAUCUUUGUCCUCAGAAUACAACCAUACUAGAGGAACCAUUCAGGGAUCCACAAUCACAGCUUUGGCAUUUGGCUGAGCCUCGAACAUAUAACAUCUCCAGAUCCACCCGAAGCAUUUUCAGAAACACGAAUCUACGAUAA
Messenger RNA from Ascochyta rabiei, 393 nucleotides. RefSeq lists its product as uncharacterized. The record is from RefSeq and is a predicted model, not a curated record. The transcript is spliced from 2 exons. Bases 1 to 393 code for a protein of 130 amino acids. Lineage: Eukaryota; Fungi; Ascomycota; Dothideomycetes; Pleosporales; Didymellaceae.